AAGAAAGGGGGUAUUUAUGGAUGAUAAAGAAAGACUACACAAUUCUUGUGGUAAAUCCCACGCAAAGGCACAACCUUUAGCUUUUAGCUGCCUCCAAAGAUACCAUUUUUCAUAGUUUCUUCAUUCUCUGUAAUCUUGAUUUUUUUUUUGUCCUUUUUAUCUGUGUUUAUAAUGGUGGGUGGGUAGUCAGUAGUGUAAUGUAAAUAUCCAUUAUCCAGUUGCAUUUAAUUUGAUCGCUCUAGGAUCAGUAAAAACAUGUCCUGUUCUUUCUUGUUUUAUUCUUUCACCUUCCUAGAAUUCUUGUCUGCCUUUGCUUCUGAUAAAAAGAAGCUGUUUUUUCUCAAUGGAGUUAUGUUGGUCUCUUCCUUUCUUGUAAGUCCUUCGACUCUCUCUCUCUCUCUCUCUCUCUGUGUGUGUGUGUGUGUAUUUGAGAGAGUGUGUGUGAGAGAUCUCCUUGUCAAAAUGGGGUUCUUGAGAUUCAAUGUCUGUUGUAAGGAUUUUUUUUUUUUGUUUUUGAGUGAUUUCUUAUAAAUAUUUUUUUUAUUUUUCUGUUUAUGUGUUUUGUUUGCAUGCAGUUCCUUAAUGGUGUGUUGGUCAAAAGCAAAAAAGGAAAAAGCUUUACAUGUAUCAUAAGCGUUAAGCUCCAGUAUAGUGUAGUUUUAAUGGGUUCUGUUGCAAAUUUUCUUCUAAAAGAAAAUAAAAAUACAAUCUUUUUGUGGUCUUAAAUCUUAGCCAUUUCAGUUGUUUAGCCUGGGACUGUUUAUCUGUCUCAUAAAUUAGUUUUCUUUGUGUACUUUUAUUCUAUUACAGUUUUAAAAAAAUAGAAUAUAAGAAAAGGACAAGAUUAAGGAAACAAUAAUGAUUGAGCUCACAAGACUAGGUCAGUAAUACAUUGUUUGUUCUGAAGUGUUCUGUUUGUUCUCAUUAGCUGAUUACUGAACUGUUUGGCCAGCUGAAUAAAAAUGUCAUCUUUUACAGUUGGAUUAGUAAAAUGCUACUUCAGGCUGCAAUUUUAUUCUUACUGAUCAAGAUUGAGACUAGAGAAAAUUAUGCUAUCACUGCUAGCAUUUAGCACUUUUGUCAUGAUUAUGCAUUAUGGUUGCAAACUCGUAUUAGGUUUUAGCACUUGGAUCUCUGGUACUGCUAGUGAGUGAUUUUGGUAAGUAGAAGCAGAUCACAGGAAAUGUAGAGAAAUUCUUUUUUACCAAUCUCAGCAAGUGUUGCUUUUUUGAUCUUGAACUAGGCUAGCACUCAACCAAGAAGAAGUGCCUAGUUUGGGAUCCUAUAAAGCUAUUUGCAGCGGAUUCUUGGGAUAUUAGUUACUCAAUGAAAGAGGAACUAACUGGAUUCUUAAAAAAUGAUGUAAUGUAAUGAAGGAACUGAGAUCUACGAUACAGCGUUAACUGUGAAAUUUUUAUGUUGUACAGCAGCUAGUGUUCCUUGUUAUUUCAACUGUAGUAACUUCUUCAGCUUCUUUAUGGCUAGAAUUUCUCACAUUGUGUGUAAUUCGUAUGGAAUUAAACGAUGUGUUCAUUCUCUGCUAUAGUCUAUAGGUGAAACGAUAUUUUACAACUGGUCUUUCUUCUGCUUCAUUUUCUACCUUUUUUGUUUUUAAGUGGUAACAGUAUGCAACUACAGGAUUGGGGUUGCAAUGUAAGAGGUCUUUGCAACAGUUCAUAAACUUGCAAAACUCAAUUGAACGGCUGAUUAAGGUUUCAUUUCUUUGGAGAGCAUAAUGUUGGUUAGCGGUGAUUAUGAUCUGAGUUUAUCAUUGCGGUAUGAGGAACCUGUGAAAGAAGCUCUCAAGGAGACAAUACUCAGGCAAGAAUACACGUUCAAGAAGCAGGUUUAUGAACUUCACCGUCUGUACGACACACAAAUGAUCAUGAUGAAGGAUCUGAGUUGGAAAGAGUUGGAUGCAGUUUAUUUUAGCAGAGAAGGCCGACAAGCAAAUCCAGGUGCAUUUGGAAAUUGUAUCAGACCUUCAUCUAUGCCAGCAGAGAAGAGAAUUUGCAGCGUCCCUAAGGUGUUCAACUGGUUACAAGAGCAGCGAGGCACCUUUCCAGGUUUCCAGCAACAGCUUUCUAAUCCUCAAAUUUGUUCCCCUCAUUAUCUUGAUCCUAUUGCGGGGAAGAACAUGGCUAAGAGACAUGGUUUGUGCAGUAGUCGAGAGAAUUCAAUUGAGAGAAACCAUUAUUACUAUGGUGGUGUCGUACAUCGUCCUGAGGAGGUUAAUCUAUCACUGACCAUUGGUAGGAACCAUCUGAAAACAAGUGCCAGAACAAAAACUUUUAAUCAUAUAAUUGAUUUAGAGGAAUCAGAUGAAACACUGCCUGAUACUAAAACAGGUGGCCGAUCAAAGACUUGGAAAAAUAUUAUUGAUUUAGAGGAAUCGUACCUCACAGUGUCUAAUGGAGAACUAAAGCCCAAGUCUCCUCUGGAGCCUGUAGCUCAUGUUUCUUAUUCUGGAUAUAAGCGUGAUGACCAAUCCACCCACAGCUUCAAUAACAACAUUAAGAAUAAUUGGUUUGAUGGGACUCCAAGAAAUUAUUUUGUUUCAAAUAGCAGCAUGAGUUGUGUGGAGCAGAACUCUUUCGCUGAAGGAGUUGAACAAUGUGAGGGGCCUCUCCUCUCCAAAGAUAUAUCAGCAAAGAGAAAAAUUAUUUUUUCUGAUGAACGGGCUUUUCUGGACCUUAACAAAUCCUUGCCUGAUGAUUCUAAUUGGAGAGAGCAAAAUGAUAACGGUUCAAAUGAGAUCUCUGCUUUUGUUCACCAAAGAAUCCUUAAUUCUGCAACUGGAAGCAGCAGCAGUGGUUAUAAAAGUAUGGAGAAUGUUGGAGUUGACCAGUUCUCCAUAAACCUCAAUCGGCCACUUUCAAAAAAUAGUGGUAGUCCUUGCAGCCUGAUUAAGAAUUUCGAUUACAAGAAAUCAGACUUGACCGUAGAAUUUCAGGAUAGGGAUGAUCAAGCUCCAAGUACACCAGAAACAAAAGUUAAGAAUGCCAAGCAAGAUGCAAUAUCUUCUCCUGAAUGUAAGACUCAAAAUAUUGUUAAGGAUACUGAUUCUGACAGAUCUCCUUCGUCAAGCAAAUCUUCUUGUCUUGAGGACAUAUCAAGUGCCGUAGAGACCAUGCAAUCUGGAACUCGGUUAGGAAAUUCAAGUUCCUUCCACUGUAAUGCAUUUCAAAAUUGUGAAACACUUAAAGCAAAUAAAUCUCCGCACCAGGAGGAUGUCGACUCUUCCAGUAACAGUGAUGAGCAUAAGGGAAGAAUAUCAAAUGUUGAUGAUCUGAUCGUAAGGGGAGCAGUGUCUCUCGUCUAUCUUGCACUGGAAUGUGCUGAACCAUGCGACACUUACGGGAUGAAGAAGAUUGAAGGUGAAACUAUGGAACAGCCACAGAGUUCUUUGGACAGUUUUGAAGAAAUGGUGCUCAAACAACCUGAAAGUUCAGUUGACGACUAUUGUGUGACCUCAAAUGCAUUUGAAGUUAACGACACAGAAGGAAAGGACAAUGGAAUAACAUUGAAGAGAGGAAGGAGAAUGAAAGAUUUUCAGAGGGACAUUUUGCCAAGCUUAGCAACACUAUCUAGGCAUGAGAUUUGUGAGGAUAUAAAGAUUAUGGAGACAGCACUUAGAUCAAGAGAAUACAAGAGACUUAGGUCCAAGACGACAAGCGGACACAGUUGGUUCAAUCCUGUGAGAAAUAGGAGGUCUAGACUCAACUACGUAGGCCGCAAGCAUUAUUCAUGAACUAUUGAUUUGAUCAUUGGUAGUAGGAGCAAAUAGUGACCAAUUUUAGCACUGAAAGAUAGAUCAAGGAGCUUUUUUUGAAACUUGUGACUCUUGACCAUGAUACUAUUUUUUGAACUUCUUUGUUAAGAGUUCAAUUUCACAGCAUA
Nicotiana tabacum (common tobacco) is the source of this 3900-nucleotide messenger RNA. The record is from RefSeq and is a predicted model, not a curated record. Lineage: Eukaryota; Viridiplantae; Streptophyta; Magnoliopsida; Solanales; Solanaceae.